CUUUGACCCUUGAACAUUUGUGUCAAAUAGCAUGUUAUUAAAAAAAAAAGAAUACACUAUUUUCUGUCCACAAUGUUGCAAAAAUGGAGACGUACAAAUGUUAAUUUCUGUCAAUUUAGCCACUUUUGCUUAAUAAAAAAAAGGUACUGUACUUGUAAAACGUCACUUUGCGAUCUCUCUCCUGUCCCUCGAAAUUUAAAAAUGUAUUUUACUUCGAACGUAGCGACUGCAAGUGCAUCUAAAGGCAAAUAUUUUACAAUUCCUAAUAGCUCCGUGCAAUCUUGCGACAUAAAGUUUGCAACAUUUUGCAUUGUAAAUAUUCAUGAUACAUUUAUCUAAAUUGCUGUGUUUUAAAACUAGUUCAGGAGCAACCAAUUUUAAUAAAUAUUCAACACAUCUGAGAUGUAUAUUUUACGCAUAACAGAAUUAUAUAACGGAAUAAUACUUCGUUUUUUCUAUGAAACAUAAAAGGACCACGUAAUUAAUAUAACAUAUGAUUUUACGGAUGAAAUAGUCGGCGACUAAAAGAAAACAACCCUAUUUUGCACCUCUCGAUAUUUCGCUGACUUACUGAUUAUGUUAAAAGAUUAAGUAUCGUAAUAACAUUUUUCGUAAUAACAUAUUUCGUAAAUACGUUGCAACAUAUGUAGGUAUAUAUAGAAAAACAGAGAUCCAUUCGAACGUGUGUGUUUGGUGAAAGGAACGUGCUGACCACUAUCGUUCAAUCUCCCCACUAACUCCGUGUAGGAUCAUUAAGUAAGCAUAAUAAGCAGAAUCAUCAUUAUACGUUUGAGGAGACGAAUCUGAAGAUCAGGAAAGAUGACUGAAAUAAAUCCAGAAGUGCUUAAAGUAUUUGGCUUUUGGGGCAGUAUUCUGGCCCUGAAAUUAAUGGCGAUGGUGCUAUUAACUGCGCGACAGCGAAUGCAAAAAAGAGUAUUCUCGAAUCAAGAAGAUUUAAUGUUUGGAACCAAAGCCAAGAUAGCUUUCGAUGAUCCAGAUGUGGAACGUGUACGCAGGGCACACCUGAAUGAUUUAGAGAAUAUUCUGCCUUGGUUCACAAUCACGUAUCUCUGGCUGGGAACAGGACCUUCGCUAUGGCUGGCUAAAAUUUUGAUACGAAUCUUUGUACUUUCCCGUAUAGUUCACACUAUAUCAUACAUAAUCCUUUUGCAACAGCCUACACGUGCAAUAAGUUUCUUUGUGGGAUAUUCAAUCAUGGGUUACCAAGCAUUUAUGACAUUAUUGUAUUAUUCCUAAUUUUUGUACAUAAAUCUCUAGAGUAACAAACACACAAAUGUAAUAAUGCGAUACAAAUAUAAUAACAAAUUGUAUAACAUAUGUGAUAACAUUCUUUUAGCAUUUGAGGAUAAGUAAGUUUCAUAUAUCUAAAGAAAUAUUUUUAAAAUAAUAUUUUGAAAAAAGUACAUAUAUUUUAUAUGAAAAUAUACACAUGUUAUCACAAAUCAUAACUCAUACUAAAUGUAAGGUAUUUUUCAGUAUACAUACAUACAUAUAUAUAUCAUCUGUACACAUAUCUAUAUUAAUAAAAUAAAAAUGGAAAUUUUAUAAACAAAA
Messenger RNA from Monomorium pharaonis (pharaoh ant), 1575 nucleotides. RefSeq names its product microsomal glutathione S-transferase 1 (gene Mgstl). The transcript is spliced from 2 exons. Gene Ontology annotation, cellular component: membrane. NCBI's taxonomy places the organism in Eukaryota, Metazoa, Arthropoda, Insecta, Hymenoptera, Formicidae. The record is from RefSeq and is a predicted model, not a curated record. The coding region runs from base 820 to 1257 and encodes 145 amino acids.